This is a messenger RNA of Ruditapes philippinarum (Manila clam), 596 nucleotides long. RefSeq lists its product as uncharacterized. The transcript has 4 exons. Lineage: Eukaryota; Metazoa; Mollusca; Bivalvia; Venerida; Veneridae. The record is from RefSeq and is a predicted model, not a curated record. The coding region runs from base 1 to 462 and encodes 153 amino acids.
AUGUAUUUUAUAUAUUACAGUGAAAACAUUGAAGAAGAGAAAGAUAAACUUCAGUUAUUAAAUCAACAAUUAUCUACAGAUCUUGACUCAUGCAGGAAACAUAUUGCCAGCAAAAAUAAAGAAAAUCUUAAGCUACAGGAAGAGAUAUUGGUGCUAGAGGAUAAUGUUAGAGAAUGUAAGGUGAAACAGAAACAUGCUGAGGAUACAUUAACGAUAGAGGCAGAUAAACAAAUGGAGCUACAUGCUAGGUUUGAAGCACAGGAGGAAGAAUUGAAAAGAUUACGUAAUUUUCUAGCUAGGAAAGUAGAACAGUCGGGUGACUCGGAUAAAACCAUGUGGCAGGAGAUGAAUCGAGUAAUUCAAGAUCUGAGUCGUCAAAUGACUACACAUCUAGACUCAACAAGGGUGGAGACAAAGAGAAGAGUCCCGAGUCCCUUGUAUCUAGGUUACGUAAACAGGUAGCUGAAGUUCAGGUGAACUAAGUACAGAGAAAUCCCUACAUCAGAUCACUAAGACGUCGUUGGUGGCGCUAGAAGAGAUUGUCAAAGGUUACGUAAACAGUUACAUCAUUAUCGGAGACGUGAUCCACCUUCCGG